GUAGACAGUGCACAGCGUUGUAGCCUAUGAGCGACGAGGAGGACACGGGACAGGACGACCGCAGGAUCUUGCGAUCAGCUAGGGGCCCGAUAUCCCACGUGUCUUUAGGACCGGAGGGUGAUAGACAUCUGUUCCGCCAGCUUAGGGAGAGGCGGCAGCAGCAGAGGAGGACUAGAGCAGCCGAGGCCAGCAGAACUUUAGUUACUGAGGCCGGUGCUACAGCAGCCAUGGCCACUACAGCCAUGUCCACUUCUGCGCAGCAGAUUUCCCAAGCCGGUAGUUCAGGUGCCGUCGGGUCAACGGUCGCGCAGAACGUGAGUCAGUCCACUGGCAUUAUGGCAAGCCAGGCCGCGGUGUUAACUCCAGAGGAUGUCGCCAUCCAGCAGGCAGCCCUGCAGGAGGCACAGCUACAGCAGGCAUUAGGGGAGAUAAAAGCGGAAAAAGAGAAGAUCGGGAGAAGAGCCAGGAUGCAGCGAAGAGGGGCAGAUAUAGAGGAGUUAGAGAUGAUGGACCUGAACAAUAUGGAUGAUGAUGUGAGGGUAGUUAGGAGGGCCCUGCUAAGCGUAAUAGAGAUGCAGGAGCAUCAAUCUACCAUCCUUCAGGACAUUCAACAGAGCCUAGCCGUUUUGGCAGGCCGUGCUCAGGCAGCACCAUCACCAGCCGGGCCUGGUGCCUGGCCCGUGCCAUAUCCUCCCUUUUCUGUCCCACGGGUGACCGGAGUAUCCCCUUAUGUAGCCCCGUCAACGGUUGCUAUCGUUUCCCUGGGCAUGCCGCUGUCAGGAGGGGUAACAGCAGGGAGUAGUUUGCAGGUUCCUGUACAGACAGUGUUCACUCAAAGUCCGUUGCAGGUUGCAGUCACCAUGCAGCCUGCUGUCUCGCAGCCUGUGCAGCCUCAGGGCACGCAGCCCCAGCAGCUAGCACAGCAACCUGUGUCACCGGGUAGCACAGCAACCUGUGUCACCGGGUCCACAGCCCGGAGUGGUGCAAGGACCGGGACAAACCCAGUGGGUUCCAAAGACGGCCAUCGCCGCUCCCAAACCUUUCACAGGGGACAAGAAAGGCGAAGACCUCAACACAUGGUUGAGGUCCAGUUGACUUCGUACCUGAGAUGCUUUUCUCAGCCUCUCAGGAACCAGUUGGCAAAAGAGGCCAACAUCAAUAUGCACAACUUCCCUUCGUUUAGCAAGGUGGCCCUAGACCUUGAAGCAAAGAUAGGGCAUGGAAAGGCACCCAAUACGGACGGGAGGAAGAAGACACUGCCUCCUAACUGGAAGGCGAAAGGUCGCUUGAUGUUUGUCGACAACGAUGGUUCUACCAUCGAAUUGGAUGGCAACUUCCAGGAGGGAGUAGGUUCAGAGGCAGGCAGCAUAGACACUUCAGAGGGUGGAGUGGUCGCUGCCGUAGCACAAAAAGGUAAGGCGACCGGUAGACGCCGCAGAGGCUCCCGGUCUAGGAGUCAAGUUGACCCCAACGCCUCCAAACUGGCACCUUUCAAAGAGACUGAUCAGUUUCCAUCUCGUCGCUCAAUGCUGCCCCCAACCAUGGACAGAGAGGUGGACAUCGAUGAUAUCGUGGACCACAGAGAGCUGCCGGUAUCAAGACCAGCAGGCCGGGGACGUCCUCCAAAACCGAAGCUGCAGUACCGCGUUCGGUUCCGGCAUCACACUGAUCCGAAGGAGGACAGAUGGUUCACCAGGGAAGAGCUCAUGCAGACCGCUCCUCAAGUUGUAGCCCAAUACGAGAGAUCUCUGCAGAAGGGAAAGCGCCCUACGAUCGAAGACUUAGCUUCUCAGAGGACUGUUGAAGCUGAGGAGGAGGGAAUGCGAGGUCAAAGCCUCUAUGAGCCCCAUAAGGCCCCCUUUUUCAGCCCGCUGGCACCUAGCAAUCUUAAGAUUCUUAUCAACAAAAACCUGAAUGCUGACCCAUUCCAUGUUGCAGACUGGUCAGCGAAUACUCUAGGAAUGCUGCAUGAACGCUAUCGUUGAUGCAGCAGAACAUCCUGGAGUGUCAAAAGAAGGCUUUGUGGGAUGUUGCUGCCACAAAGCCUGGCUGCAGAAUGUGAUAAAAGUUCAUAAAACAC
Molecule: messenger RNA, 2080 nt
Organism: Chara braunii
Lineage: Eukaryota; Viridiplantae; Streptophyta; Charophyceae; Charales; Characeae
Source: the annotation of a GenBank genome assembly